Pocillopora meandrina is the source of this 9185-nucleotide messenger RNA. NCBI's taxonomy places the organism in Eukaryota, Metazoa, Cnidaria, Anthozoa, Scleractinia, Pocilloporidae. The record is from the annotation of a GenBank genome assembly.
AUGAUGAAAACUAUCACGCUCUCUGCAUGGUUGCUGCUUUCCAUUCUGUUAAUGGGAAAGUGGGCUCACAGUUUGAAGAACUUGUACAUUGGUACUUUCUACGGCGUAAACGUGUCUUCAAAAGGUUGGAGCUCCAAGGGUGUUAUGCCGGCAGUUCGGAUGGCGCUGGACCACGUGAAUAGGGACCGGUCCAUUUUGGCAGGGUACAUUUUACAGGAGGAGUGGAGAGAUUCUAAGGUAUAUUAAACGCCUUCUUAGCCCUAGGACACACUCAUAGAAAAGAUGGCAUAAAAAAGAUAGAUAGCCGUAAAAUGAGGACUGGUGUGUUCAGGGGAUCAUGAGCUGUUAUCAGCAUCAGCUGAGGCUUAAAGAGACAAUUUGAAUUGGUCUUGGACUUCAGGACCUUGGACCAAGGCAGGUAGAUCAACUGUUUUAAUGGCAGUCCAUCUGAGAGAAAAAAAUCGUGACGUAUCAUCACAAUCAGAAAGUCAGAUUUGAAAAUGAAAAUUCUUGAAGAAAGAUCUCUUAAGGUUGUUUCUCUUCCAACGUAUAGUAUCUGAAAGGCACCGAUUUAAGCCUAAGUAAAGCCCGAUUUCGGUUCCAUUUUAGCCACAUAAUGUCCAUCGAUUGUUCAUUAAUUCAAAGAAUAAGGGUAGUUUUUUCAUAUGGGGAGGUUAAGUUUUAAACAAAGGCGUUUUUUUUCCGAAUGAAUGUAAGGUAUUUCCUCACUGGAAAUGACAGCUACAUAAGCAAACGGUAAAGAGUAAGAAGAACGCAAGGUUUUCAGGUUCUAAUAUCCUUUUCUUUUAUCUUAAGCUUCUGUUACUAGGAACCUUCACCGGGACAAAAAGAAACAGCCGUUUUUAGAGAGGAGUAGGUUGAGUUAAUUGAGUUUUGAUGGUAUCUUUAACCAUUCCUUUGAAUUUUGAAUCAUCAGUGUGACAGUGCUGCCGCCAUAAAAGCUAUGUUGGAUUUAGUGUCCAAGCCUCCUAAUAAGAUCAUGUUCACGGCACCAGGUUGCUCUCCAGCUGCAGAACCCAUCGCAGAAGCUGCCCCAUUUUGGGGAGCAGUGCAGGUACACAUCACGUCUUGAACCACUGACCUCAUUUUUUCGGUCAAUUAUGAAAUUCAGAUUUUGCAAUCAUGAGGUAUAAGAAUAAGCUUCAAGGUCUGGAAAGCAUGUAAUAUCAUGCAUUUAGAUUAGGAAGCUUUCCCCCAGUAGCAUCUCAAUGCGUCUAACGCAUAACGAUUCCAUUUAAAUUUAAUUUAAAAAAAAAAAGCUACUUUUGUUGUUGUUAUUGUUGAGAUUGUCUCCCUAAAUACUACUUUUUUUCCCCAAGGUUGGUUUCAGCAAUACCUCUCCUAAGCUCUCAGAUGACUCAAGGUUUCCACUCUACUCCCGCAUUUGUUCUUCUGAGGCCUUGAACAACUUUGCCAUUGUGAACUUACUAAAGCACUUCAAGUGGAACAGAGUCGCAAUUCUCGUGCAACAGGACCACAUUUUCACAAAGGUAAUUCCAGCUGUUUGCCGGCCUACAUGAACAGAGAUUAUAAUCGUGAUAUAUUUAAAUGGAGAAUAAUUUAUCCAGUGAAGUUAAUUAUAUUUUUAAUCAUGACUUGAGAGAGAGACGAGAAAUCUCGAAUAACCUUUCGUGAACCUGAUUAACAUCAGCUUAAACUAUAUAUCACUAUAAAAUGACUUUUAGAGACAUCUGAAGGGUCGAAAUUAAGCACUUGUUAUUUUUGCAGACCAAAGAGAACUUGGUGGCGUUACUUACCAAAAACAACAUCUCAAUCGUCUUCAUGGAGAGUUUUGAAGAGGAACACAGGCAUCCAGUUCGUCACAUUAAGGUAAGCCUUCAAGUAAUUACUGCUGAUAAACUAACUCAAAUCACUUUCAAUUCUUAAUAUUCAUACUUUUCCAGGUGAGAUCGUAAGUAAGGGCCGCAAGGCUUAAUUGACAGUUAUUUAUCGGCUAACUAUAUCCAGAGGAUAAUUCAUUGUUUCCAAAAUCGAUUUUGUUAACGUCUUAAAAACUUAACCAACACUAAGGGUAGUUUUAACACCAUCGCGAUUUAUUUCAGAGGAGAGAUGUCAGAAUCAUCAUUGGCCUGAUGUACGAAGAUCAAUUCCGAAAAAUCGCAUGUCAGGUGAGAAAUUUGUUACAUUUAUUUUUAAGGUAGUCGAAGACUGAAUAACAGAGCAGCUCUCUACAUUGUUUGGAAAAAAGUCUUGUUUUUUUUCGAUUUGAGAUAUACCCGUGACUGUUCUCUUUUAGGCAUGCCAUGAAGGAGUAACAGGCAGGAAAUACGUUUGGAUUCUUCCAGGAUGGUACAGUGAAAAGUGGUGGGAAUCGAAGAUUGGAGACACUUCGUGUAGUGGAGACGACAUACUUUUAGCAGCGGGCAACUAUCUCGCCACCAGACCUCUACCUCUUGGGGAUUCCAAGACCCCUACGAUUUCAGGGAAGGUUAGUCACCAAUUUGAAUGGACUUCUUCAUACUGGUUAUGACUGGCCCACUUUUUGACUUUCGGGUAGCCAGUCAGAACACGAGAUGUCCCUCGGUCAUAUUUCCCGCUCGUGCGUUCAGCCACAAAUUAAGGAAGGCACUAUAAGCUAUUUUUUUUACCUGAUUCAUAUUAGAGAUUGAUCUUAUAUAGGCGAAUACUGAUUAACUCCUUUUAUUUUGUGAUCUAUAUUAUCAAUGACCGUAGUUAGUCGCCAGCGAUUCAUUUUUCGGAUUUUCACAUUACAGACUGCUGUUGAACUUAACGAUGAACUCUUAAAACGGAGCAGGAAGAUAAAUUACCCAGCAAAUGGAUUUUCCUCUUUUGCGUAUGACGCUAUUUGGAGCAUCGCACUAACGUUGCACCAGUCCUCCUUCGCUCUUCAAGCACGCAACAAGAGUUUAACAAACAUAACGUAUGGUGAUCGCGAGGCCGCCGAACUCUUCCGACGAAUACUUCGGAAUUUGACCUACAUCGGCAUGUCGGUGAGCACGCGCAUUAAUCACUGUCGGAACAAUUGAAAGUUUCAUAAGGAAAGGAAUUUGUUUCUCUUGCACCCUACCUUAACGGACGAAAAUUUACUUUCUAGUCCACCAAAACAUGUCUUGAAACCUAAACAUCGCCAGUUGUAAAUAACUUCUAAAAUGAAAUUUCAAUAGAUGCUACGUCUUUGUUGCCAUAUUGCCUUCGGAGGGAGCGUCACCGAAUGCUUUAGCUCUUAAACUUAAAUGCAAAGCCGGUAGUUCGAAGCUUGAUCCCCUCACUUUUCCUCUCAAUUGAAUCUUUUUUUCGCUUGUAUUUGGAUCGAUUUUCCGCUCCCCUUUGUAAACAGCCAAUUAGUUUGUUUCCAAAGAUUGAGAUACUGUCUAAAAUGAUACACUGUUCAUUUAAUUUCUUACAGGGCAUUGUUAAGUUUGACAGAGUGGGUGAUAGAGAAAAUACGAUCGAGAUUUUGCAACAACAAGGUGUGCUCUUUAUAACAUUUCCGAAAUCUUUAUUGAUUCAGAAUUGCAGCCAAAUACUUAAAGUAAAAGUUAUGUUCAAAGAACUGUCACACAUUCCUACAUUUCAUUUCAGGUGAUUCCAGGACAGUGAUCGGAUUGUGUGACAAAUCUUCCACCAUGUUGAAUGACUCUUUGUUCAUUUGGGAAGGUAAUUAGUACAAUAUCGCAAAUAUAGCAAAGCCUUUUGUUAGCCUUGAAACUGAACUACACUUCGCUUUAUCAGUUAAAAAUCGAACCGAAUGAUUUCCGCUUGUAUGACAAAAUUAAUCCAGGAUUGCUUUGGUUUUACUGAGCUUUGCAUCGCGGCUAGUGUUGAAAACUUGCGUCAUCCUCUCAACUAAUCAAAUGCAAAACUAAAACCAAUAACGAGUCGACAACUCGCGUUUUCCCGCGCUUUAGUCACUUAACUUGUUUUACAUUUAAUUCUCAUUGGCUCCUAAAGACAGUUACCUUUCUCUUGAUUUGCCGCGGUCACUACUUUGGUCUUGGCUUUCUAAAAGUCAAUCUUUUUACGCUGUAAUCUUUCAAACUCGCGACAUUUUUGUAAUUGUUAGAAAACUCCUCGAAAAUGCAAGAAGCUUUCAAAUUAGAUUAGCAAAGCUGAAAAUGUACUGGUUACAAUCUUUCCAAAUAUGAAGCAACAUAUUGUAGUUUAAAACGUUCUCUUUGUUUUUUGCCGAUUUAAGCCAUCUAAACUUUGAGAAAAAAUGUCCCAGAUAACCGAUUCUCAUUCUUUAUUGUUGAUGAUAUCGUUGUUUGUCGAUAAUUUUGGAAGAUGUUGUUUUGCUGUUAUUGUUACUGUCAUUUUUACCUUUAUUUUCUACUCUAUUCACUGUAAUAUUUAUCGCGUUUCAAGGCAAGAUUCCGGCUGACGGAGUAACCAACACAACUGAACCUUAUGAAGCACCAAGGAUACAGACCAUCAUGACUCUUGUUACAUCCUCUCUUGGCGUGCUGUUCUCUUUGGGAUGCCUGACUUUAAACAUAUUAUACAGAAAACAUAGGUAAUAAAAGUUAGUAACUUCACCCAAAUUUCAGUCUUUGGCUGUACAUUUGAAAGGUCGCUGACUUGAAUGCGGCUGCAGAACCGGGCAUGAGAAGGCGAAGAAAGUUUAACCAAAACGUAUGCUGGUAGAAUAUAAUAAGAUUAACAACAAUUUCUAAUUGCUGAUGGCAUUGGGUAAUGCGGAUUGGGAAGUAUUCGUCGGUCGUACCUCCUUAGUAGAACCUGGUAGAAGAAGCAAGUUACAUUUGACUUAUAGAAGAAAGUGUUAUGGUACUAUCAUCUGCUUAAAAGUCAUUUCAACGUUCUUAACUUCUGAUAAAUAUCAUAUGUUUUAGUCCGGAGAGUGAGGACCAGUAGACUUUUUUGCACUCGCGGAUCAACAUCCGAUAGCUAAUUUUUAUUGAUUGUUUUCUUUUUCUUUGAACAUCAGGAUAAUCAAGAUGUCGUCACCGCAUUUUAAUAGCAUAACGGCCAUUGGCUGUCUGUUAUGCUAUAUCCACGUUUUCCUGGCAGUUUUGGGAAAUUCAUUCGUUUAUGGAAAAGGAAGCAGAUCUGUUUGCGUGGUAAGUAGUUCUGGUAUUCAAUUGAUACUCCAUAUCGCAUAUGUCAUGCCUCUACGAACCUAUGUACUGGACGUCUGUGAAUUAAGGUAAGCGGCGUAACAAAAAAAUUAAAAGAGACUGAAUGGUUCCCAUGUUUUACCUACAGGAGCAUCUACCUUCCCUUAGGGUUUCUAAGUUCAAUUCUGCCACCAGAAAUCAUCUCUUUAAUUUGAUAUUUUACUACAACCUGAAGCUAGCUUGGUCUCUUAAUUACAUAUAUUGCAAGUCAUUGAUUAUUGCUUAAUUCCUGAGUUCUCUCUUUGUUGUAUUGUUGGCGAAAACAAAACCGGGUUCCUUUUUCCUGUUUGCUUGUUCAACUCGACUAUGAGUGUAACUCGAUCUAUAAACCCAGCUGUAAAGAAAUCAGCCACCGCUUGUUUGACGAAACAAAAUUUGUAUCUAUACCAGCUCUUUGAAAAUCGAUUUUUCUACACUAGGUGCGCGCUUACCUUAUUGUUGUCGGAUUUACAUUGGUGUUUGGAGGAAUGUUAUCGAAGACUUGGCGUGUGUACAAGAUAUUUACUAACAGGCGUCUCAAACGACAGGUACAUUCCCAGCGUUUCAGUAUUUCAUUUUCUAGUUCACUUGUUAAAUGACUGAAAAUUUUGAAAGGGCAAUAAGAAAAUCUUUUAUUGUGGUCCUUCGGGUGUCAAAGUCGUGAAUAGGAAAGAAGCUGAAAAGGUCAGGAAGACGCUUUUAAGAAGGAAGCAGUCGAAAACGUAUGCUGUUGAGAAGGACGUAGUUAAAAAGAUGCAAGUGAAAAUGACGCAGCUGAAUUUAACGCGAUUUGAAAGGACACAGUUAAAUGAACACGGUUGAAAGGAUUUCAGGAUUCAGCGAUCUUAGAAACGUCACUGGAAGAAUAGAGAGACUAUUUUAUUUCCCAUUCAAGUGCUUGUGUUACAAUUUUCGAAAGCGACUGAUUUUAUUUUAUUUACAUUUGUCUAAAAUACGAAAACAAUCACCUUCUACUUUUUAUCUAUUCAUCGACAAUCAUGCCACCAUUCUCGUUAUCAUAUUCAUCUUUUCCAACAGAUAAGUGGUCUGAGUACGUCUCACCUAUUGCUUAAAAUACUCCAUGGUCUACUGCUGGAUAUACUGGUGCUUGUGAGCUGGGAACUAGUGGAUCCUUUACAAGCAAAAACCAUACAAAUGUCCGAUAAGGUAUAGAGUUCAUGGAAGUUGUCUUUUGAUCAAGAAACCCCACAGUCUUGAGACCUUUUUAUGUUUUGAUUGUUGGUCAGUCAACCCCGAACAAAUGUAUUGCUUGAUUCACUAUCACAACAAGUUCCAAGGAUACAUCAUUCUAUUCAUGUCUAAAUGGAAGAAAAGGGUUGAAGAAAGUUUAAGAACGGAUAUUUUGACAAGCUUGUCUCGAUGGGAAUUUUUAAACGCAUAUUUUGGUUUUGCAUAUAGAAUCAAGGAAUCCCGUACCACACACCCAUUUGCCAUGGCAGGCAACUUUUUAAAGGAUAUUUCCUGAUGAGCAGAAAUUUCAAACGAUCCAAGCGAAAUUCAGAUUAUCGUAUCGUCGCUUCUUGUUUUUCCCCUGUCCAAAUUGACCACUGAAAUACAUUCAGUUUUAAUUUGUGUCACAAAAGUAGCAAUAAUCGCUCAGUUGGCAUUUGAAAAGAUAAAGUCUGUGUUUUAGCCAAGUUGAAGCCGAAACUCAUCGUGGUUUUCGCGGUUUCCUUGGUACGCAGAGACCAAGAAUGUUAUUACUCCCCCCUCCCCCACCCCCCAUGGGAUGCGAGUCCACUGCAAGGUUACCCCCACCACUUCAUCGGGCUUCCCUGACAAUUUAUCCUCCUGGGUGGAGAGAGGCACUCAAUUUAAGUAUUUUACUCAAGAACACAACACAAUGACCCAGCCGGUUCUUGAACUCAGAUCUUUCGACCCAAAGUAGAACCCGCUAACCAUCAGGCCAGCUGCGUCUUCCAGUGUUAACUAAUCAACACUUAUCUUCAAUUUCAUUUUCAGAUGCACCCCGACGACGAAGACAUACACAUUCACAUAACAAUUCACCAAUGCGAUUCAACUCACUACUCUAAAUGGUUUCUUGGGAUACUGAUAUACAAGGGCAUACUGCUUCUGUUUGGCGUCUUCUUGGCCUGGGAAACGAGAAAUGUUCACUACGCUGAACUCAACGAUUCCAAGAACAUCGGGGUAGCUGUCUACAAUAUUUUACUAUUCUCGGGGCUUUCCAUCACAGCGGAGUUUGUGCUGAGUAGUUAUAAUGCCAAGAGGAUCUUCAACAAUUCCUUGAUACACCUGUGUACCACCAUGGUGCUUGGUUUAGUGUUUCUCCCAAAGGUAUGUGGCCAGAAAAUAAGUUUAUAUCGCUUUCGUGGAUGUCGGAGUGUGAAAGUACACCCCUCUUCCCUGAGGAGACCUAGGUUUGAUUCCCGAGCCUGGAAUCACAUGUGGUUUGAAUUUUUCUUGGUUCUCGUUGCUCGGUGAGUUUCUCCCAAGUUCUCUCUCUGCAAAAGCCAAAAAUUCAAAUUCCUGUGCGACCCCCGGAACCAAAGGACAAGGAACUACUCUGUUCAUGUGCCACUACUUAACUGUUACUCAAACUACUUUACAAUCUCGUGUAAGGGCGAAUGUCUUUCUUUCUCUUUCCUCUUCUCUCUAUAACAUUAUGUUCGCACCCUGUUCUGCUGUAUCCUGUUCGGUCCUUUCGUUAAUUUCUCCGAGGCAAGAGUCGCGUCAAUCUCUCCCCUUCCCACGGAUUAUUUCCUUUUCUGUCCUACUCUUUUAUAAGCCCUGUAUGUUAUCCAUUUGAAUCUAUACCGUUAAUAUCUUUCCUUAUCUUUCUUCCAUCCUGUCCCUUUCUUCCAUUCUGUCCCUUUCUUCCAUUCUGUCCCUUUCUUCCAUUCUGUCCCUUUCUUCCAUUCUGUCCCUUUCUUCCAUUCUGUCCCUUUCUUCCAUUCUGCCCCUUUCUUCCUCUUUUUUCUAAUAUCUUUAACCUUUUUCAUUUUUACGUCUUUUCCUGACAGAUCACAAACCUUGCACGAGAGUCACAAGUGCACCCAGAAGAAAUCCAAAUUCAGGAUGGAAUGGAACAUAAUUCGUUAGGAAAGAAAAAUUUCAAUUCGACCAGUUUUGGAGUUUCGGAAAUCGCGCAGACGGUUCAUUAGUGUGAUGGAAAUUCCGUGAUUUACCGUGAACAUAAUUUUAUACCUCAGCUCCCAAUUGAACCGUUGCAGUGAAAAGAACCACGACAUCAGAAUUUGAAUCGUUUUCUAGAAUGUGCAAAAUGACGAAAAACAGGCUCUAAACCAUAAACUCUUUGGCUGUCAGAAAAAAAGCACUAGAACAUGAGAGAUAAAAACAACGGAAAGAGGAUGGCAGAGGAUGGAGCAGUAAGCGUUUAAUGAUACAGUAACCUCGGCGUUUAUCUUUUCAGUAAACCGAUCUUUAAACAUUAAUUCUUAAUUCCGGAUGAUCCAAUGUGGUUAAGAAAAAAGUUUUCGUGAAUAAAGGAGAUAUGAAAUAAUCAGCUGGGCAAGGGUGAUGAAUAAGCUAUGACGGUGCAGAUUUUUUUUUGAUUUUUUUUACAAGUUUAGGUCUCCUGCCGACCGAAGGAUUCCAUAGUUACGACUAAUCAGUUAUAAUAAAACUGUCACACUCAUCUGAUUUUACUUAGCGUUUGAGAUUUUCUCCGGGUUUGGCCUUCUAUCCACACAUAUCAGAUUAAAACGGUCGCUUAAAACAAAUGUUUUAUAGAGACGUUUAAAGACACCGUUUUACUGUGUUGGCGUCGACGGAUAGAAACAAUUUUUGGAGUUCGUGGCACAGUUGAUAGCCGGGACCGAAUGGCGUUUUGAUUGGCACGAGUUCGUGCCUCGUUUAAGUCUUAAGUUUUAAGCCUUGAUAUCAUGUUAUUACCAUUUAUCGAAAUAAGAAGACAAUUUAGUAAUACGUUUUCAAAGUAACUUAAAGGGCCCAUACUUUAUACUAAUACUAGUGAUAAUGAUGAAAAUUAAUUGUUUGGAUAGGGAAAAUUAUUAAAUGAAUACGUUCAUAGAUAAUAACAUUACAUGAUAGUCUGGAACUGAUUCC